GACAAAACCAAAAAAAAAAAACCACACGCGUUUAUUUAUUUCUUCUUCUUCUUCUUCGCCUACGGAGACACCAAAGACGAUUGGAAUCGACGCUGAAGAUCUAGUGAUUUGUUCAUGAAAUCAUGAAAAAUCAUCCACCUAAACGAGUGUUUCAACCAACGGGAUGAUGAUCGAGCUAGAUUUUGUUCCCCAAAUCGAUUCUUCUAACCAAAUCGACGAGAGGUGCUUGGACUUGCAAAAGAAGAAGAUAUCUCAAGUCUCUAAAAAGAAGUUUCAUCAGCUUUCUGAGCACAUGUUGUUUGGAUGGACUUUUGCAUUGCUAUUGGGUCCUCUGUUUCAGGCCAUAUGUGGAGUCAUGUUUUUAAAUGAUUUGUAUUGCAGUUGGAGGAUAUACACUGCAGCAUAGAGAGUUAUCUGGGAAGAUUCCAGAAUCUCUUGAGAGCUGGAAACAUGAGAUAUAUCCAAAUUAUGUUGAUUCUCACCCGAGCUUUCCUCAAACCUCUUGCUAGUGAUAGGAAUCUGAAGGAAAGCAAUAUCUGAAUUGGUUCUUAAUAUUUUCCCCUUUCGUGAUCAUGUUGAAGCUGUUCUCUUCCUGCAGUUUCUUAAAGAUGAGCUUGAUGCAAGCUCAGAAGUCAUAGAGCCUUGUAAUAGCAAGGUAUGUGUCUUCUUGUACAACACAACUCGUGUGAUUUAUACACACAAGCUUGGCGUGCUCUUUGGAAUGUAUUAUAUCAUUGGCAACCAAUUUGUUUGUUUGUGACCAUUUUCAAUAAUUUUGGACCACAUUUAAUUAGCCCCUAAAACUUCCUUUCAUUUUCUGGUUUUAUGUUGAAGCAGAAGAGCCUUUCUUUAUCUUUUUAUAAUCGACAUGAAGCUGUUUCAAGCUUUGCUUGAGUUCAAGUCUCAAGUUUCUGGAAACAACAAGAGAGAGGUCAUGGCUUCAUGGAAUCACUCCUCCACAUUUUGUAAUUGGAUUGGAGUCACAUUUAAAAUUUUAUAAUUCCUAAUAAUAAUCAUGUUUAAUCAAAUAAAAAUAUCAACAAUUUUUUUUUUUUUCAAUUUUUUUUU
Arabidopsis thaliana (thale cress) is the source of this 1068-nucleotide messenger RNA. RefSeq names its product DNA repair DEAD helicase RAD3/XP-D subfamily protein. NCBI's taxonomy places the organism in Eukaryota, Viridiplantae, Streptophyta, Magnoliopsida, Brassicales, Brassicaceae. The transcript has 2 exons. The record is from RefSeq and is marked reviewed. The coding region runs from base 164 to 406 and encodes 80 amino acids.